Messenger RNA from Syngnathus acus (greater pipefish), 2161 nucleotides. RefSeq names its product iroquois homeobox 6a (gene irx6a). Gene Ontology annotation, molecular function: RNA polymerase II cis-regulatory region sequence-specific DNA binding; DNA-binding transcription factor activity, RNA polymerase II-specific. The record is from RefSeq and is a predicted model, not a curated record. Gene Ontology annotation, cellular component: nucleus. The transcript is spliced from 7 exons. Gene Ontology annotation, biological process: regulation of transcription by RNA polymerase II; neuron differentiation; cell development. Lineage: Eukaryota; Metazoa; Chordata; Actinopteri; Syngnathiformes; Syngnathidae. The coding region runs from base 335 to 1864 and encodes 509 amino acids.
AUGCUAAAGAACUAUAGAGGCACAAAUAAUAGAACAAGCACAGUCCAUAUCUUGCAAGUCUUACGUUAUCCUUUAAGCCUCCUUCGCCUAACAUAAUUUUUUUUUUCCAACUAAUGACGCUUAAUUUCAUUUCUCAUCAGAUCCUCGGAGGGGAUUAUUCAUUCGUAUAAAACAAUCCGCGGCAAAGUCUCCCCUCCUAUAUGGGCGAAAGUCAUGUAUUAUUGAGAGGGGCGAAGAGCAGGGCCGUGCGCGCGUGGAAAUGCGUGGAAGUGUGCGGAUUUGAAGUGGAAUUGGGAGCAAUCGAUCCCGGCUGCAUGAGGAGGAGUUAUUGCUGAUGGUUACAAUAGAAGGCGCGAUGUCUUUCUCCCAGUUUGGAUAUCCUUACAAUGCAAGUUCACAGUUUUUCGUGUCGGCAAACCCCAGUACGACUUGCUGCGAUUCGAUUUCCAGGUCGGUGCCGCCCGAAGGCUCCACCGGAGGAGCUCAGACGCCCGCAGCCGUAGCGGCGGCCGCCACAGCCGCCGCCGCAACCUUCUGCUGUCCCGCGCCUUACGAGAACCGGCUGCUGGCCGGGAGCCGCAGCGAGCUCAAUGCGGCUGCUCUGGGGGUGUACGGCUCCCCCUACGCGGCGGCGGCUGCAGCCAGCCAGAACUACGCCAACUACUUCCCCUAUGGAACCGAACCCUCCGCCGCUAUCUACUCCUCUCUGAAUCCACAGUACGACAUGAAGGAGACCGCAGGCACUUUACACUCGGGAAUCAGUCAAACGGCCGCGUACUAUCCCUACGAUUCAUCGCUGGGCCAGUAUCAAUAUGACAGAUACGGGACGAUGGAUUUUAACAGCACGGCCAGGCGGAAGAACGCCACCCGAGAGACCACCAGCACCUUGAAAACGUGGCUCUAUGAGCACCGCAAGAACCCGUACCCCACCAAGGGGGAGAAAAUCAUGCUGGCUAUCAUCACCAAGAUGACCCUCACCCAGGUUUCCACUUGGUUUGCCAACGCUCGGCGGAGGCUCAAGAAGGAGAACAAGAUGACGUGGUCGCCCAAAAACAAGGCCGGCGAUGACAAGAAGGACGACAUCAGCAAGAGCGACCAUGACUGUCUCACCAAAGAUUCAAAUGAGUGCAAGGAAGAGAAAGAUUUACAUCUAAGCGAUUUGGAGGACAUGGACGAGUGCGACAAGCUGGAUGGCGAAUGCGAAAAGGGAGUCCCGGACGAGGCUGUGGCACUUUCCAUUUCACCCCACAAAAGAGACUGCACCUCCGAGCUUCACUUGAAUGUGUCCAACAGCUUCCACCACGCCUUCCCCUGCGCCAUCAAACCACCACUCCCUCCUCUUCCUGCCGACUUCCUCGAUCCCGUGGCGUCCAAGACCCCGUCCACCACAGGAACCUUAACUCUGUCUCACUUUGAAGCGUCGGACAAGCCUCGGAUUUGGUCCUUGGCUCGUACGGCGGCGGCGGGGAUCAUUCUGAGCCCGCAGCACGCCUCCGAGCUCAGGACGAGCAACUCGAGCGGGGACUGCCAGCUCCAAAGGUUAGCGGGCGCCCCCGCUGUUCCCGGAGGACAAUGCGGGCUCAUGAGAGGCCUCCAGGAAGCAAAUAGUGUCUCCGGUGCUGUGACCCCUUUUCCUGAGGGCCCCCCUUUGCACUCCAAAAUCUAUGGCCCAGGCAGCUUCAAUCACAAAGGCCUCCAGCUGCACGGUCCGUCCUACGCUGCCCUCACAGACACAUGCCAAUAUUCCACAACUGAAGGAUUCUCCGGCGCCAAAGCAGCGGAGGCGUCGUCAGACCUCAGCCAAGCGUGUGUGAUCUUGCAGGACGACAAGGUCACUGCAUUCAGGCCUGUGAUGAAGAGGUGAAUGGAGGCCGUACGACAAAUAGGAGGGUAAUUAUGCACUAAUGGGCGUAAAGGCCUCAGUGGGACAAUUAUGAGCGCUGCGUGUUGUAGUCGGAGCAAACAAACUGUGGAACAUUUUGCACAACUUUUUGUUUUUUAUAUGGUGGUGAAGACUUUAUGCAAAAAUCAUACAUGUAAAAUUGUAUGGAAAUUUGUUUGUAGCAAUCUUGUCUCAUUGCGAACUAAUUUAUUUAUUUAUUUGUUUUUCAUUGAUUAUUCUGUGUCCCCUUUAAAUGUUCUUUUAAGAAAUGUGUAUUGU